GCUCUAUAAGCAGUUCUGUCAGUGUGUUGGUCUGUGUAUGGGUGUGUAGGGAGACAGCAGGGAAGGCAACACCUUGGUGCCAAAUGAAAACAAUCAGAGAUUUAUUAAGGGAGGUUCAAGGUUUAAAAAGUGACAAAGCUUUGGACUCACUGAGAGAGGAAGCCUGUACAGAAGAAUGGAAGAAAACAGCAGGUAGAUUAUCACAAACGUCUGAUUUCACGUGGACGUUUGUUCAUCUGAAACACGGCUGUCUUUGAAUCAGGUCCAAAGUUUUGUGUUGUACGAGCCAUGGCUGACCCUGCCUGGUGGAAACUGACCUUCUUGAGAAAGAAGUCAUCCGAGUCCAAGGUCCUUUAUGAAAUUCCAGCAGAGUAUGGAAGCAACACUGGCAAUAAAGAGCUGUCCAGCCCUCCUCAAAGCACAGAUAGUGCUGGCAGUCAGCUAAACGCCAAGCUGGAGAAGAUUGUGGACAGGUCUGCCGCAAAAAGCCGUCAUGUCAAAGUCUCUCACUCUGGCCGUUUCAAAGAGAAAAAGAAGGUUCGAUCCACUUUGACUGAAAAUUCCAGUGUUUUCAGCGAACACAAAAGGACUGACGAGAACAUUGUGGUUGAGAAAUAGCAAACAUUUUUAUAAAGGAGAUGCUUUUUAUCGAUACACAAUAAACCCACCCACUCACACACCCACAACUGCACACAUAUUUGUUUUUUAAUUAGUGAAUUCAAAUCAGUAUAGACAUAAUGGCUGAAUAGAUGAACCUUGUUCAUCUUAUCUAGUCAUAAAAUGUGCUUACUUACUCCAGGUAUUCUAGAGAAAAAAAACAUCUUUUAUUUUAUGGGGAAUCUUUUACAAUCACUAUUUAAGAAGUCUUCUGAAGAGGUGUACUGAUAUAAUGAAAUUUUAAGCAUGGGAUAUUUGCUCAGUGUACAGAGGCAAAUGGGAACAGAACUCGUUUAGACUUGAGUUUGUAUUUUGUAAUAUUGCUUAAAUGUUUUAUGUGCGUUUUAUCAUGCUGAUAAUUGUGUACUGGUUGUCUGAUUGUACUGGAUGUUUAAGCAAAGACAGCAGUAUAGCCAUUUGCACUGUUUUACAAUUACAAUGGGCAUGUAUUGUACACGUGUUCAAAUGCAACAGAUCUACUUUGGUGCUGCUGUGCCUACUGUAAUUUAAUGACUGACAAAAGAAUAAAAUCAUCAACAUACUGUUAUAACUGUAAAAUAAAGCUCAUAGAGUCUAA
Messenger RNA from Hemibagrus wyckioides, 1234 nucleotides. It is a transcript of the gene prr15lb, whose product is annotated as proline rich 15 like b. The record is from RefSeq and is a predicted model, not a curated record. Bases 289 to 618 code for a protein of 109 amino acids. The transcript has 2 exons. Lineage: Eukaryota; Metazoa; Chordata; Actinopteri; Siluriformes; Bagridae.